AUGGAAAAUUAUUCUUAUUCUCCUUACCUCGACUGCGGCAACUCUUCCCCGCACUCUCGAGAAAUCGACUGCGAGAAUCAGUCAUGGGACGAGCUUCCGUCCAACUCCAAAGUCAAGUUCAUGUGCAGUUACGGCGGCAAAAUCCAGCCCAGACCACAUGAUAAGCAGCUCGCUUACAUCGGCGGUGACACCAAAAUCUUAACUGUUGAACGGAAUAUCAAGUUCAAAGUCAUUAUGAAUAAACUUUCUGCUCUUUACGGCAAUGACAAUUUUUGCUUCAAGUAUCAGCUUCCCGGCGAAGACCUCGAUGCUUUGAUUUCUGUGACCAAUGACGAGGAUCUUGAGCACAUGAUGUUAGAGUACGAUCGCCUGGUUCGUGCUUCACACAAACCGGCAAGGUUGAGACUCUUUUUGUUUACAUUGAAUUCCAAAAUAACGUCGGAUUUUGGUGCAAGUGAGACGAAAUCCGAGCGACAGUGGUUUGUGGACGCUUUAAAUUCGGUCCAGAUCCAGCAUCUUGAUGGCUCUUCGCCGCCAGCAGCCGCUGUAUUGGCGACAAAUCCCCAUUUUUUGUUUGGAUUAGAUAAACUGAAAAUGCCGGAAACUGUUGCGAUGAAGAUAAUUUCAGAUGUAGUUGAGAAGGAAGUAACAGCAGGAGCCGAUUGUGGAUCUGAGGAUCGACACGUGAUGGAAGAUCAGAUGAUGGAGAUCCAGAGGCAAGAAUUACAUAGAUUGAAUAUUGGUGGAAUUAAUACUCAUGAACAAGCGAACCAAAAUCCCAGAGUUGGUUACGCCGGGCAGAAACUUGUUCCGGAGAAAAUUGCUCCUCCACCGGGGGCAAUUCCCUCGCCAAUGCAAAUAUCAGUUCCAUCUGAGUAUAUACCGGAACGCCAUACGACAGCUGCCAAUUAUCCGAUUGAGCAGGCCGUUUAUUACAUUCCAGCUGCUUCAGCCGCUGGUGUUUAUUCGGCUCCAACUUUGCGACCCGUUACUGGGGUAACGGGUCAAGCUUAUUACGGAGUGCAGAGGGUGGUACAGGAACAACCAGUGUACAAUGCGGUAGCAGCGGCAGCUGGUUCAAUUCAGCAGCAGGUGAAAGGUGGGCUAGUGGCUGAGCCUGGUUAUGUACAAGUGGGUUAUGAUGGUGCAGGGAGACAGGUGUAUUACACGUCAGCUGCAGCCCCAGCAGCAGGAGUGAUGGCGCAAUACCAGGCGGUGGCUGUGGAUGGAAAGCAAGGUGGUGGAGCAUUGAAUCAGGAGGGUAAGACAGUUGUGACUAAUAAUGGGUCAUCAAACUAG
This is a messenger RNA of Mangifera indica (mango), 1299 nucleotides long. RefSeq lists its product as uncharacterized. The transcript has a single exon. NCBI's taxonomy places the organism in Eukaryota, Viridiplantae, Streptophyta, Magnoliopsida, Sapindales, Anacardiaceae. The record is from RefSeq and is a predicted model, not a curated record. Gene Ontology annotation, molecular function: protein binding. The coding region runs from base 1 to 1299 and encodes 432 amino acids.